AGACUUGUCUGUCACUUAACUUUUUCAGAAGGCACUGUUGCUCGAGAACUAUGAUGCUAGUUUGGCUAAUGUUUGGCUAAUGUUCUUUGCUUGCUCAGGCUUGCUUGCCUGAAGAUAGCGUGCUCCGUGAAGAGACUAGAUCAGAGGCUGAGUGGUAAAUCAAUCAUGGAAGAUAAUACCAAGCACAAACUAAAAUGCAUAUUUUUCACAACUUGAAAUGUAGCGAACUAUUUUAUUUUUUCUUGUCAGGAAUCAAGCAGAGUUAGAUGCUUAUCAUUAAUAAUUUGGGAAUCGUUUUAUCACGAAAAGGAAACAUGAGCUAGCUGGUCAGUGAAUUGUAGCUAGGAAAACACCAUCGAUUGUUAGCUAGCUAGCGUGCUUGUUAAUAACGGUAAAACAGAAAGAACACAAUUCGUCAUGGAUUGCUCGUAAACUUUGUGAUUAAUGUUUUGUAACAGGAAUGUGUUUGAAAAUGAGAGAGUAUUUUUUGAUUUUAACUUGCUAGCUAGCUAUAACGUUCAAUCUGAAAAUUGUCAAAAUUGUAUGAACAUGUAUGUUGACAAAGGAGCUAUAACGGCGUUAUAAACAUCUAGCAAGGCUCAAGCCUGGAAUAUGUUGGGUUGCUAACGUAACAUUAUUGCGUCAGGAAAGCCAUCAGAUAGGGAAUAUAUUACACUCGAUUUCUCGAGUUACUGUGGCUUUGUCAUAGGAGCUUGCGCCAUUGUCCUUGGAGACGGAACCGCAGAAAUGUGGGUACUAUAGCAGCGUGCUAAAAAAUACAGUAUUAGGGCCUAUGAGGGGGGCAAUCUUGGCAACAUCACUCGGCACGGUCACCACCAAAGAAGUCUCCCGAAACGGAAGAAGUGACAGGAUGAACAACAUCAACAAAAGCAGACCCUCCAGCUCCGCCAGCUUCUCCUCUACCUCAACAGCAAGUGCCCUUGAUGAUGACAGCACCAGCCUCAGGCAGCAGAAGCUGGAAAAGCAGAGGGCGCUGUUGGAGCAGAAGCAGCGGCGGAAGCGGCAGGAGCCUCUGAUGGUGCAGCCCAACCCAGAGGCCCGGCCCAGGCGCUCCAGGCCUCGGCGCAGUGAGGAGCAGGCCCCGCUGGUGGAGUCACGCCUCAGCAUCACCAGCGAUGUCAUCAUGGACGGUAUCGACGGCCCUGCUGCCUUCAUGGGCUCUGAGGCCCCAGACCUGGGUGCCAAGAUCCAGAUUCUGUCGGUGAGCAAGUCCCAGCCCCUGUCCCUGUCCCAGCCGCUGCACCAGUCUCCCCUCGCCGAGGAGCCUGACCGGGACGGGGACACAGAGACUCUGCUGGAGCCCAAGACGGACAUCCACGAGCUGCUGCAGAAACGAGAGGCGUGGGACAUCUCUCUCUUCCCCUCCCCCUCUCUGACUGACCCCGCCAACGACAGGGUGGUCCAGUUGGUUGGUGCAGUGGAGAAGGGCCCAGAGGAGGGGCCGGAGGAGGGGCCAGAGCGCCCACUGUCUGCCAGGGAGAAACUACUCCAGUCAGGUCUGUCAGGCAGUAUGAACUACGAAGAGGCCAGUGAGGAUGAGGAACACGGUGACGAAGACCGGACACGCUCGCUGUCCCCCAACCCAGAGUCAACCCGGCCUGCGUCUGCCUCCAGCACAAAGUCCAACACAGAAUACGUGACACCGGGGUCGCCCACGGCGGAGAGUGCCCUGAUCGAAGUGGACAAUCUGGAGGAGUUUGUAGUGCGUCCCGCCCCCCGUGGCGUCACCGUCAAGUGCCGCAUAUCCCGGGACAAGAAGGGAAUGGACCGCGGCCUAUACCCCACCUACUUUAUGCACAUGGAGAGAGAGGACGGGAGGAAGCAGUUUCUUCUGGCUGGGAGGAAGAGGAAAAAGAGCAAGACGUCCAACUACCUGAUCUCAGUGGACGCCACGGACCUGUCACGCGAGGGAGAGAGCUUCAUGGGGAAACUGAGGUCUAACCUGAUGGGGACCAAGUUCACCGUGUAUGACCAAGGCACCAACCCCUGUAAGAACCCUGGAGCUCUGCUGGAGGAGAGCAACACACGACAGGAACUCGCAGCCAUCUGCUAUGAGACCAACGUUCUGGGGUUCAAAGGUCCCCGCAAGAUGACCGUCAUCAUCCCAGGCAUGAACAUGAACUUUGAGAGGGUCCCCGUCCGUCCAAACAGUGAGCAGGACAGCCUUCUAAGUAAGUGGCAGAACCACUCAGUGGAGAACCUGAUUGAGCUGCACAACAAGGCCCCCGUGUGGAACGACGACACCCAGUCCUACGUGCUCAAUUUCCACGGCCGCGUCACACAGGCCUCUGUCAAGAACUUUCAGAUCGUCCAUGACAACGAUCCGGACUACAUCGUAAUGCAGUUUGGCAGAGUGGCCGAGGACGUAUUCACCUUAGACUACAACUACCCCAUGUGUGCCCUGCAAGCCUUCGCCAUUGGCCUGUCCAGUUUUGACAGCAAACUGGCCUGCGAGUGACCAACUCCAUCACGACUCCUAACUCGCCAUUCCCUCCAUGGCCCUUUCAACCCACUCCCUGCACCUCCAAAACAAAGCCAACUCCACAACACCGCCCCUCCACCUCACCGUCACAGGAUUCAGCACCUUGCUUGUACAGUCAGCAGUCAGCUCACCAGCAGUCUGCCACUAUGGAAAUAAUCAUGAACCAUGACCUCUCACCCCUUCGUGGUACAUCCAAUCAUGGCACUCGAAUCAUGCUGACUUGGAGAGCGGAUGAAGAGAGUGGGUGUGUGAGAGGACAAAAGCAAGUAGAUUUGGGCGGAGAAUAUAGGAUUUUCCUUAUCGGCAGAAAAAUGAAAUUACCAUCCACAAAGGGAAACUUGUCAAAUCAUCAAGGCACCUUUGUUUUUAUUUGUAUUUAUCUGUAGUUCUGUUUCAAUGAGUUUGUAUUGCUUUUUGUUGCGUUAGCUGUUGUAUAUUGGUGAUUUUAUGUGUAUUGAAAUUGAUUGAAAGGGAAAAAGGACACCAAGCAUCAUAGCCCAAAGUGUCGUGGGCACUUCCUGUUAGGGACAGGACUUCUAACACAGACUAGACCAGGUCACAGGAGAUGGUGUCUUUGAUUUAUUUCAGAUUUUAAUGUUUUAUAGGCCUCAACACAUGUCUGAUGAACUUAUGAGUUUUUAGCAGAUGCUUUUAAAGUUGCCUUUAAUGUUGAUUCCAAGUGUCAUUUUACUCCAUUUGACAUUCUGUUGCCUUCCACAAUCACUGUUGUGCGAUUCUUUUUUUGCAGCAUCAAGAUGUUCAAUAACUCUAACGUUAAACUAUUUCAACCCUUUUUUAUUUUCUUCCUCUUGAAGAUGAAUUUCUCGUAAUCACAUUUAUUUGCCUGCAUAUCCAUCCAAUGUGUCCUCAUCUGUUUUUUGUUUUAAAAACACACGUUAGUAAAAGUAUGUCAGUAGCAUUCUGAGGAGUUUGGAACGGAACAUUUCUUACUGCAAUUCCUUUGUACAUGUCAUUUUGUGAUGUCUUAGCCCCAUGUCAAGUUAAAACCUCACGGGAAAGUCAAUAGAGUUGCCCAGCAAGCACGAUUAAAGGAUUUUAUUAUAGUUUUAUAUAAGAUAUGUCUUAAUGUUUGGACAUACGGCUCAUUGUCAAAUAUCAUGAAAUGUCAGUUCUAAAUGUCAUUUCAAUAUGUGGAAUACAAAAGAGUUAGCCUGGAAUCCAAAUAAUAGAGGAAUAUUCCGUUUGGAUUCCAAGUCGGCAGGGUAGCCUUGUGGUUAGAGCGUUGGGCUAGUAACCGAAAGGUUGCAAGUUCAAGUCCCCGAGCUGACAAGGUACAAAUCUGUCGUUCUGCCCCUGAACAAGGCAGUUAACCCACUGUUCCUAGGCCGUCAUUUAAAAUGAGAAUUUGUUCUUAACUGACUUGCCUAGUUAAAUAAAGGUUAAAUGUAAGUCGCUCUGGAUAAGAGUGUCUGCUAAAUGACUUAAAUGUAAAUGUAAGUCAUCCUGUACUCAGUCUACAUUAUAUGCCAAACUUAUCUACCCAUUUAAAAUGACACCAGAUUGGAUAAUAACACUACAUUAUAUAUGUACUGUAACUGGAAGUGCUACUCUGUUCAGCAGACUACACUUGUACUGUACCAUGAAGUCAUUGAGAACCCACUGGGCCAGAACUGGUUGGAUCCACGUCAUUUCAACCCCAACAUUUGAGGUGAUGGCUUUGAAUCAACGUGGAACACUGAUUGGACAACUCAACCAAAUGUAAAUAGACGUUGAACUGACGUCUGUGCCCAGUGGGAAAUUACUUUUGGGGCGACAUGUAAGGUGCAAAAUAGUUCAAAUCUGUGCAAAAAUAAAUAAAAAGGUGAGCAUAGAAAGUUAUUUAAGUAGAGUUUUAAGUACACUGAAAAAUGCAUAAAUAGUGGCCUUUUUUACAACGCUCGUUGCUGAAGAAAAGUUUCAAAUUACAUCACAAUGCCAGAUUAUUACUUUUACAGUAUUUUUUGCACAGGUUUAAACUAUUUUGGACCAUGAAGAAGUCACCCUUGAUUAAAGUUUCAGCUGGAUGGAUGUGCUAUAGAGAUGAUUCUCUCCAGUACUGUGAUUCUUGUUCUUGGAGGAUUAGGAACAUUCCUGGGUUGCCUGCAGGAUGCAUUUGAUUUCUGUCCAAACAAGACAAACACUGAUUAUGUGUGACAGUGUCGGGAAACAAAGUUAAUUCACAAGAUGUACUGUUUGAAAGAGGGAAAGUGUUUGUUUUUACAAAAUAUAUUAAAGCGAGAAAUAUAACGUUUUACUACAAGAUACUUAUGGGGAAAUACAUGCUAUUCAUAACUUAACUUUCUGACAAUUUUUGGGGGAUUGAAUUUCAGAAAUAUGACUGUAAAUAGAAUAAAUUCAAGAUAUUGUAAAGUGAACAAGA
Messenger RNA from Salvelinus fontinalis (brook trout), 4883 nucleotides. Its product is annotated as tubby-related protein 3-like. Gene Ontology annotation, cellular component: cilium. The coding region runs from base 794 to 2479 and encodes 561 amino acids. NCBI's taxonomy places the organism in Eukaryota, Metazoa, Chordata, Actinopteri, Salmoniformes, Salmonidae. The transcript is spliced from 13 exons. The record is from RefSeq and is a predicted model, not a curated record. Gene Ontology annotation, biological process: protein localization to cilium.